Paramormyrops kingsleyae is the source of this 2792-nucleotide messenger RNA. It is a transcript of the gene apeh2, whose product is annotated as acylamino-acid-releasing enzyme. Gene Ontology annotation, molecular function: serine-type endopeptidase activity. Gene Ontology annotation, biological process: proteolysis. The record is from RefSeq and is a predicted model, not a curated record. NCBI's taxonomy places the organism in Eukaryota, Metazoa, Chordata, Actinopteri, Osteoglossiformes, Mormyridae.
UCCGCGCUUAUAAGAUGGUAUAGUCCAACUUUCGCCAGUAUGGAGUCCAUGGUGCAAACGGAACCAGAAUCUAUUACUGCGGUUUUCAGAAAGUACAGCCAGUUUCCCACCCCCGUGUCAGUCACCGUAAGCCCAGAAAUACUGGAGACCCGAGGAGAAAAACACAUCAACCUGUUUACUGAAUGGAGCCAAAACGACACGGCGAGAGGAACGAGACUCCGGUUCGGCAAGCAGUAUACCGUGAUAUGCAGCGGGAGGACCGUGCUUAGGGCGCUGCCUCCCGGCCACUGCAGUCACCUGCAGGGAGAAUUGCUGACCAGAUACUCUCCAUCCGGGACUCUGAAGGCUGUUAUCAGAGACACCAGCUGUCAUGGUGUGGGACACCAGUUCCUUGAGAUAUGGAGCAAGAAUGGACUGACGAAAAGCCUUGACCUCACUUCUUUAAACAAACAUGGACAAGUAUACUGUGAUGCACCCUUUGGCUGUCUGGCCUGGUCUCCAUGUGAGGGCAGAGUGCUGUAUGUGGCGGAGAAGAAGCAGGUCAAUCCAUCUUUCGCUAGUGAAGAGAGCAGAGUAUCGCGUGAUAAUGUUGGUGCGGGACCCUCUGGGGAGGAGGUGACAGGUGGGAAGGAGGACCGCAGUGUCUAUCAGGAGGACUGGGGUGAGGGCUUGGCCAGUAAGAGUACUCCUGUACUUUGUGUGGCAGAUAUAGAUAAGGGCACUGUGCUCCUUCCACAGGGUACUCCAACACAGGUGUCUCCGGGACAGGCACUCUGGGCACCAGGGGGAGAAGGUGUGCUGUUUGUGGGCUGGUGGCAUGCACCAUUCCGCCUGGGCCUGAGAUUCUGCUCUAACAGGAGGUCUGCCUUGUUUCACCUGGAUUUUGAAGGCAACUGCGAGUGCUUGUCAUCCGACUCCAGCGCCAUCUCAUCACCACGUCUCAGCCCUGACGGACAGUACAUUGUCUACGUGCAGGGCCAAGUGUUUGGACCCCACAACCAAUGCCUCAGCCUGCAGUUGUAUGACUGGGUGAGGAAGAAGAUAACUCUGCUGGUGGAUGUAGUUAAGAGACCCUUGGAAGGGGAGUUUGCUGGAAUAUACGAGGCCUUGCCAGCUUGCUGUUGGUCCUCUGACAGCCAGAGGGUGCUGUUCAGUAGCCCUAGGAGGAACUGGAAGGAACUCUUUGUGGUGGACAUAGGCACUCAGAGAGUGAUGCGCCUUAUUGACAAUGAGGAGUUUGGCAGUUGGAAGCUGCUGGCCAAUGAGAGGGAUCUUAUGAUAGUCAGCUGCUCAGGGCCCAACUGCCCACCAUGCUUGAAUGCAGGGUUCCUGCCACCUCCAGGAGGAGAAGCAGCCAUUUCCUGGACUCCCCUGGAAGACCCCUGUGAGAUCUCAGACCUGGAGUGGAGUGUCCUGAACAUCACGCCAACACAGCAAGAGGAGAAUACGCAGUAUGCUGGCCUGGACUUUGAUGCCUUGUUGAUUAAACCCAGGGGUCCCAGAACAGCCAUUAAGAUUCCCCUGGCUGUAUUUGCCCAUGGAGGACCACACUCCCAGUUCUCUGCUGAAUGGAAUGUGUUCACAUCAGCACUGGCCAGGGUGGGCUUUGCUGUGCUAAUGGUGAACUACCGUGGAUCUACUGGCUUUGGGCAAGACAGCAUCCUUUCUCUCAUUGGUAAUGUUGGAAGUCAGGAUGUCAAAGACAUGCAGAGAGCCGUGCUGACUGCUCUGCAGAGUGACAGCACCCUGGACCCCAAGCGAGUCGUCGUGAUGGGCGGCUCUCACGGCGGCUUCCUGGCCUGCCACUUAAUCGGCCAGUACCCUGAAUUCUACAGAGCGUGUGCCGCCAGGAACCCCGUGAUCAAUGCCGCCACCCUAUUGGGAACCAGUGACAUUGUUGACUGGCGGUACGGUGUGCUGGGGCUGCAGUAUUCAUUUGACCGGCUGCCCAGUCCAGACGACCUGGCUGCCAUGCUUCAGUGCUCCCCCAUUGUACACGCUGCUCAGAUUAGGACCCCAGUACUCCUGAUGUUGGGAGGAAAGGAUAAGAGGGUGUGCCCUCACCAAGGGCUGGAACUGUACCGAGCACUGAAGGGCAGGGGCUCGCCGGUCAGGGUGCUGUGGUUUGCUGAGGAUGGCCACUCUCUGUCCCGUGUGGACACCCAGCUCGACUGCUUCCUCAACACAGCUCUCUGGUUCCUACAGCACCUGGAUCUGCUCUGAGUUGCCCCGAUAUGUGGUCAAUAACAUGUUUUCUGGACCAUAACUGACCCUUAUGCUGGCCUGGUCAGUCACUUGCUCAAUCUGUUGGCUAAGUCUCCACCAGGGCCUCCACCGCUGUGACUUGACAGAGCUUGGCUAACUGUGCCAACUGCUUAACUAGUACUCAUGCCCUUUACUGUUUGUCGCCCCCAAGGAAUACUGCCCAAAAGAAUUGAGUUUACUUUCACUAACUACUCCCCCGUCUCUCUGUUCCUCAUUAAUGUAUAGUGAGGUUUGAGGUUGCACUUAGUGGGUGGAUGAAAUUCGCAGUUAGUGCGUAAUUGUGCCAUGCAGAAAUGAAAAUUUCCAUGAAAUAUAUGAUUUUUGAAUUAUAGUAAAUAUCGCACUUGCAAGACACUGCCACAGUUGGUCUUACCGCUCCGCACGUUACAGGGGCCUACAGAUGAAUGGUUUGCCAAGCGUCUCCUUUUUCAACCUGCUGCUUCAUUUUAUUUUGUAUGGAAUUUGAAACGUUUAUUAAUAGCAAUGUGAGAUGGUGCAAAAAAUAAAGGAGUUACUGUUCAUCACUC